AUGCCUUCGACCACACCGCAUCCGGCGACUUCAGCCUCGCAGCAACCAGUGACCUUGCGCCCCCAGCCACAGAUGGCGGUUGCUCCUCCGCAGCAAACGGGUUUCGUCGCACAGCAGUUGGCCUUUACACCUCAGUGGCACAUGGCCUUCGCGCAGCAACCGGUCACCAUCCGCGUGCCCACAAUCUUCCAGAACAUUCAAGCGCAGCCGCACAAACUGCUCGAACGUGACAUCCUUAAGCCGCAUAACAAUCCGAUGACUGACUAUCAUGUGGGACCAGAGGGCACACCAGGCGAUGCAACAGGGUUCGUCCCAGAGCAAGCAUGGGUAUCAGCGAACAAUCUUCCCUAUGCCCUUGGAAUGCUUGAGCAGAUCAAGAGACAGAAGCCUGGCAAGCCUUCGACAAAGACCAUUAUAAACCAGGAUGGUACAUCUUCAACUGUCCGUGACCUACCGAUCCUACCGGAUUGUAUAUCAACAAGGGUUGAAGAAUGGCGCGCGCUCAUGUGGAUGCUCUACGAUCCUCGCAUCAAAAUGAAGGAUCUCACGGGCCGGAUGGAUAGCGCUACAAAGAGCCCUCGGACCGACGAGCAGGUCCAUAGGAGAUUGACGGAGGCCAUGACGGAAUGGCGAAAGAUGCACGGUGGCUUUUCCACCAACCCUCGGACCAACCGUGCCAGGCCUAAUGAGCCCCCUAUAGUCGACUGUAAAAUUGUCGACCGCGGCUUAGCCACCCAACAACAGCUCAACGGAGUUGCAGUCUCCACGGGUGAUUACAACACCGUUUGGGACAUCUGUACGGUUAUUGGCCAAAAGGCAUACGUCCAUCAGCCUGGAAACCCAUAUUACGACCAUCAAAUGUGGGAAAUACCGCUUCCGGAUCAGCCCAUUCAGCGGUUCGUCAAGGCGAAGGCACACAUGCAGUUGCAUCCGGACUGGAAGACAAAGGACCUCGACGCGAACAAGCAGAAGCUGGGCCAUGAUAAGAGGAAGCAGACUAUGGUCAACAAAACGGCAGCUCAGUUUCUGGCCGGCCUGUCUGGCCAAGUUCAGACCGCUCAGCAUGUUCAAGCCCUGGCCGCUUCCUCUCCGCAGGUUCAGGCUGCGCCGCCUGCCCAGGCUCAGGAUGCGCAAUCUCUCCAAGACCAGGUCACUCGUCCUGUCCAGGAAACCCAACCCUCUCAGGAUGCCCAGCACAUCGAGGGAGCCCAGCCUGCCGCUGAAACCCAACCGGACAUUGAGCCUGCCGAUGACGGCCAAGUCGACUUCCAGUCUGCCGAUAAAGAUGAACUUAACAUCCGGCCCCUCAGGAAGUCGCCGAAUUUCAUGGACAUGUUGUAUGAUCCUAAGUGGGACGAGCAAUGGGACCCCGCCAACCUGAGUGACCAGUGUACCGAGGACGCCCAACACGAGGUCUCGGACAGUGAGAGCUUACAAUUCUCUGAGGGCACUCAACUCCAGGGUACCCAGCGCGGCGAUGUUGAUGAUCGCAAUGAGGGCGCGCUCCAACCCCCUUCCCGCAAGCGUCGUAGGACAGAGCCAUCCGUUCCUGAGGUGGUCGCGCCAAAGAGACGUCGCCGUGGCUAA
This is a messenger RNA of Aplosporella prunicola CBS 121167, 1587 nucleotides long. RefSeq lists its product as uncharacterized. NCBI's taxonomy places the organism in Eukaryota, Fungi, Ascomycota, Dothideomycetes, Botryosphaeriales, Aplosporellaceae. The coding region runs from base 1 to 1587 and encodes 528 amino acids. The transcript has 2 exons. The record is from RefSeq and is a predicted model, not a curated record.